Molecule: messenger RNA, 519 nt
Organism: Peronospora matthiolae
Lineage: Eukaryota; Oomycota; Peronosporomycetes; Peronosporales; Peronosporaceae
Source: the annotation of a GenBank genome assembly
AUGGUUUCCAAAAAAACCAAGCGAGUUGCUACUGCAGCAGCAAGAAAGGCGGCUGCACGCAUGCUUGCAGCCGGAGAGAGUAAUUAUCACACCUCAGGAGCAGGCGAUUCGUCGCCUGUUGUCGUGAAUCCUCCACGUGGUGAGUCACCACGUGCAAAAGGUACAUCCGCUGCGUCUGCAGCGGGUACCGCGAAUCGUAAUCCAGAUGAGCCUGAAAUGGAGCUCAUCUAUUCUGGCGUGUCGGAUGAUGCAUCCGACUCGAAGGCGACACAUCACGCCUCGGGAUCACCCGGGGCGGACACUGCAAGAGCCAAGUUGACUGGCUAUGGUCAACGCGGCGGCAUCAUGCUCGAAAUCUUCGGAUCGAGCGAUUGUUUCGACGAAUACUCGCCUCAAGCGAGCCCAUCCAACGAUAGGACGCGUGGGAAUGGUGGUGAUGCACCUAUACAUCACCACGAGCGAAGUAGCUCGAGGGAUCGAGGUGUCACUGGUGUCAGCGCUCAUGCUGGCACCAAUUAA